Messenger RNA from Eucalyptus grandis, 4722 nucleotides. RefSeq names its product G-type lectin S-receptor-like serine/threonine-protein kinase LECRK3. Gene Ontology annotation, molecular function: ATP binding; protein kinase activity. NCBI's taxonomy places the organism in Eukaryota, Viridiplantae, Streptophyta, Magnoliopsida, Myrtales, Myrtaceae. The record is from RefSeq and is a predicted model, not a curated record. Gene Ontology annotation, biological process: protein phosphorylation.
AAUGCACCCCCUCCUCUCAUCAGUGAUCACUUCCCAUGGCUGAUUGACAAAGACUUCAUUCACCUCAAACUCCAUAGCCACAACCUUCUUCCUCUCUUCUGGCUAAGUUCAAUCAAACCCAUUCUUGAGUUGAAGAAUUUCGUGUUUGAUAACUAAAUGAAUCCUCCAUCGAUGUCCCCUGUUUCGAUUCAUCAUACCCUCUUUUUCUUGCUUUUUCUAAUUCCACGUCCUUCUCUAGCCCAAGCGAACAUAUCAGUUGGAUCUUCUCUAACCGCCACGAAUGGCAACUCUUCUUCAUGGCUCUCUCCUUCUGGAGACUUUGCAUUCGGCUUUUGCUCCUUAUCCGACGGCGACACCAAGAAAAACCAGCUCUUCUUGCUUGCCAUCUGGUACAACAAGAUACCUUCUAAAACAAUCGUCUGGUUCGCAAAUGAAGACCGUCCUGCCCCCGAAAAUUCGAAGCUAACACUUGCUUCUGAUUUGGGUCUCGUCCUCACCAAUCCACAGGGUGAAGAGCUGUGGAAACCUGACACCGUCUCCGGCACCGUCUCACACGCUGUGUUCAAUGAUACAGGCAAUUUCAUGAUCCUGGACUCCAGUUCAGAGGUUAAAUGGCAGAGCUUCGACAAUCCUUGCGACACGUUGCUUCCGUCGCAAGUGCUAGAAAAGAACAAACUUCUCUCCUCCCGUCGAUCGGAGGAGAGCUUUUCCAGGGGGAGAUUCCAACUUCGGAUGCUCGACAGUGGAGACCUCGUGCUUAACACGAUCAACCUGCCUUCCGACUAUGCCAACGAGGAUUAUUACAGCACCAGGACAGACGGCAGCUCUAAUGCGUCCACCGCGGGGAAAGAACUCGUGUUCAGCAACUCAGGUUCUCUGUUCGUCUCGAGAGCAAACGGCGAGAAUUUAUACCUCUCGCAGGGGGACAUACCUCCCGCGUCUGAUUCUUAUCACAGAGUCACCCUGAACUUUGAUGGGGUCCUUACUCAGUAUGUGCACCCCAAGAAUUCUGGUCCCAGCGGAAGCUGGGAACCGCUGUGGUCGCAACCUGAAGACAUAUGUACCAAUGUUUUUGUCCGUGAUGGAAUCGGCGUUUGUGGGUACAACAGCAUUUGCACUCUGGGUGAGAAUAAAAGGCCAAAUUGUGACUGCCCAGAAAAAUUCACCUUGCUCGAUCCCAGUGACAAGUAUGGCAGUUGCAGGCCUACUUUCACGCAGAGCUGUGCGGACGAUCAGGAAAGGAUGAAGCUUGGUCCGAUGGAGGACCUGUACGAGUUCGUAGAACUCAACAACACAGAUUGGCCAACCUCCGAUUAUGAUCUAUUGCGGCCUUUCGGUGAAGAUGAGUGCCGGAACGCAUGCUUGCAUGACUGCAUGUGCGCGGUGGCAGUUUGGAGGGAUGGCCAGAGUUGCUGGAAGAAGAAGCUUCCGCUUUCCAAUGGGAGAAUUGACCCUACCCUCAAUGGGAAGGCCAUGAUCAAAGUACCAAAGCAAGACAUAACGGUUGGAUCUUCUCUAACUGCCACAAAUGGCAACUCUUCAUGGCUUUCUCCAUCUGGAGACUUCGCUUUCGGCUUUCGAUCAUUGUCCAACGGUAACAACGCCAAGGAUGAGCGACUCUUCUUGCUUUCCAUUUGGUACAACAAGAUACCUUCGAAAACAGUCGUCUGGUUUGCGAAUGGAGAUCGUCCUGCGCCUGAAAAUUCGAAACUAGCGCUCACCUCCAACCUGGGGCUCGUCCUCACCGAUCCUCAAGGAGAGGAAUUGUGGAAAUCGGAGAACAUUCUCGGUGAUGUCUCCUGCGCCAUUUUCAAUGACACGGGCAAUUUUGCGAUUCUUGAUUUGAAAUUGGAGAAACUAUGGGAGAGCUUCAAGACCCCCGCGAUACAGAAAAUCUUCUCCAGAGGGAAAUUCCAGCUUCGGAUGCUCGGCAGCGGAGACCUCGUGCUCAACACAAUAAACCUGCCUUCCAAUUAUGCUAACGAUGCGUACUCCAUCACCAAAACUGCCGGCGAUUCGAAAGGAUUGGCCUCAUCGGGGAAAGAACUCGUGUUUAGCGAGUCAGGAUCUCUGUUUGUUUUGAAGGAAAAUGGCGGGAAGUUAACCUCUCACAGGAGAAGGAACUCAAGUACCGACGGAAGCUGGAGCAUCCUCUGGACCCAACCCGAAAACAUAUGCUCCAACGUCGUUUCUCAAGGCGGCAUUGGAGUUUGUGGGUACAAUAGCAUUUGCACUCUAGGAGAACAUAACAGGCCGAACUGUGGAUGCCCCGACCGAUACACCUUCGUCGAUCCCAGUGAUGAGCACGGUGGUUGUGUACCGAACUUCACUUUGAGUUCUUGUUCGGAAGAUGAGGAGAAGCAGAACCGUGGUUCGGCCGAGGACAUCUAUACUUUCGUGUUUCACAGGUUCCUUCGAAGUCAAGAACUCUUCGGUUUCAUCAAUGGUGAAAUAUCUUCACCUCCUCGAAUCCUAAACACUGAAACUGAAGAUUGUGAAACAGAAGUCAUAAAUCCAGAUUAUACAGAUUGGACAAGGACUGAUCAGUUAGUUUCAUCCUGGAUCAGUGGAGCUGUAUCUGAGAAUAUUCUGAGCUUGAUUAUUGGUUUAGAAACUUCUUAUGAGGUAUGGCAGACCCUUCUUAAUCGUUUUACUCAGAAAUCGGUAGCUCGAGAGUUUGAACUAAGAGGAAAGUUACAGGCAUGUCAAAAACGAGAUAGAGCGCUUUCUGUUUAUCUGAGGGAGUAUAAGUCCAUUUGUGAUCAGCUGAAUGCGAUUGGAAAACCUAUAGAUGAGAUAACUAAAAUGUUUGGUGUUCUUGAGGGUUUAGGGCCUGAGUAUGAGAAUUUCAGAACUACUAUCUACUGUUUGAAACCCCAGCCAGACUAUGAUGAAGUGAUAGCACGGCUUGAACGAUUUGAAACAAGAUUAAAGACAUAUUCGAUGAAUCAAUUUAACCCUAAUCGGCUUACUUGGGACAAAGAAGUUCUGAAACACAAGCGAAAGGAAAUUCCGAAAGAGAAUACAGUUUUCGGACUUCAAGUUUUGGAAGUCAAAGAGUUUUACAUGGAGCAGCCCCUGGUUUUGUUGAUCCUCAACAAUCUCAUUGUGUAUGUUUACUUAAGAAAUCCCUAUAUGGCCUUCGUCAAGCACCACGAGCAUGGUUUGACAAAUUUAGCAACUUUCUCCCUGGAGAAUGGUUUCUUCGUAGUACUGCUGACCCUCUCUUCGUGCUUCACUCUGAAUACAGAUUUUCCAUCGUCCAAUUAUGCGCAGUUGGGACCUUUCUCUGAGGAUGAAUGCAGGAACUCGUGCUUGCAUGACUGUAUGUGUGCGGUGGCUGUUCACGUAGACGGCAUGAUUUGCAAGAAGAAGAGCUUCCCGCUCUCCAAUGGGAGAUUCGACCCCAAUUUUAACUGGAAGGCCAUGAUCAAAGUCCCGAAAAGCGACCUCCCUCUAACUCCCACGAACGAUUCCAAAUUCCCAUGCCCAGAGUCGAAGGCGAAAGAAAAAAAUCCCAGGACUUGGAUUUUGGCAGGAUCAUCGCUCUUGGGAACUUCUGUUUUUGUCAACAUCCUCUUCAUUGGUGCGAGCACUCUGGGUUUUUGCGUCAUCUACCGCAAGAAGCCUGUGAAAAUAAACCCUAGAGAAAAUCUAGUGGAGACGAAUUUGCGGUGUUUCACUUACCAGGAGCUCUUCAAAGCCACGGAUGGCUUCAAGGAAGAGCUAGGGAGGGGAGCCUUCGGGAUUGUUUAUAAAGGGUUUAUUCCUAGUGAUGUAGCAGUAGCUGUGAAGAAGCUGACUAACGUAUUUCAGGACAAGGAGAAGGAAUUCAGAACCGAAGUGAAUGUGAUCGGUCAGACGCAUCACAAGAAUCUGGUCAGGCUACUCGGCUUCUGCGAUGAAGGGCAAGAGAGGUUGCUGGUUUACGAGUUCUUGAGCAACGGCACGCUGUGGAGCCUUCUCUUUACUGGUGAAUCCAGACCCAGUUGGAACCAAAGAUGCCAAAUCGCUUCAGCAAUUGCCAGAGGACUGCUCUACUUGCAUGAAGAGUGCACGAUGCAGAUCAUCCACUGCGACAUCAAGCCACAGAAUAUCCUCCUCGACGAGUACUACAACGCGAGGAUCUCCGAUUUCGGAUUGGCCAAGCUCCUGAAGAUGGACCAGAGCUAUACUCUCACAAACAUCAGAGGAACAAGAGGGUAUGUCGCUCCUGAAUGGUUCAGGAGCUUGCCGAUCACCGCGAAAGUAGAUGUUUAUAGCUAUGGCGUGUUGCUGCUGGAGAUAAUAAGUUGUAGGAGUUGUUUGGGGGGUGAAAUGGGGGAGAAAGAGAGAGAGCUCUUGACUGAUUGGGCUUACGAUUGCUUUGUGGAUGGAAAAUUGGAUGCUCUCGUGGAAGGCGACAUCGAAGCUUUGAGUGAGAGGGAGAAGCUGAAGAAUUUGGCGAUGGUUGCGUUUUGGUGCAUACAAGAGGACCCGUCAUUGAGGCCAACUAUGAAGAAGGUGACUCAGAUGCUGGACGGAACAGUGGAAGUGCCGGUCCCUCCAUGUCCAUUCGCUUUUAGUAGCUGCACCACCAUCAUUCCUAAAUGAGAGCUGAGCUUCAAGCUAUGUAGUAUGAACUUUAAUCUACUUAUGCUAUGAUGGGCAUACCAUACUCCACCGCUUGUUUUGCAGCGCGAAGUGUUUGUCUUCUUUGCAGUGUAUUGAAUCUAAAACGUG